Messenger RNA from Rhizopus microsporus ATCC 52813, 1737 nucleotides. RefSeq names its product S-adenosyl-L-methionine-dependent methyltransferase. Gene Ontology annotation, molecular function: methyltransferase activity. The coding region runs from base 272 to 1642 and encodes 456 amino acids. The record is from RefSeq and is a predicted model, not a curated record. The transcript is spliced from 4 exons. NCBI's taxonomy places the organism in Eukaryota, Fungi, Mucoromycota, Mucoromycetes, Mucorales, Rhizopodaceae.
CUCUUUUUCUAUCUUUCUUUUAGAGUCAUUCAUAGUCGCAAUAUUAGCACAAUGUCGAUAAAGAAGUGAGACAUGCAACCAUAGAUAAACUUUAAUAUCUCGAUUUUAUUUGAUUUUGAUGUUGCGACAUUUUUUUUCUUCCCCCGAUAUCAUUGCAUAAAAAGCAUCGUGACGGGUUUGGUCACACGGGCUUUCGCUCAUCCUCUCCAGUCCAUUUUCUUUCUUCCCUUUCUUUCUUUCUUUUUUUCUUUUAAGAUUAAAACCAACAAAUAUGGGUGGAACAGUCAGUAAAGAUGAAAUUGGUGAACGAAAGCAUAAACGGAAGUUAUAUUCAUUAAAACCACAAAAGAGCCAUAAAGAACGAUCGAUCACAAGUCAGCAUACGAUCAUGUCGAAUGCAACCGAUGAGAACAGCAGUAACUACAUCAGUCGGAAUAGUGGCAGCAGUGGUCACGUUUAUAAUAACAAUAACAGCAUAACAAUUAAAGUAACCCCUGUCAAACAUCAAACUGUACUUUCUGAUCAUGUAUCACCAAUCUCUUCACUGUCUACCUCUGCUCCGAUACGCCGAUCUUCAUGGAGGAAAAGUACAGUGACAACGAACGAUAAUAUGAGUGCUGUCUCAUUAGCAUCUUGUUUUGAUGAAGAUAAUAAUGAAGUUAUCUCUUCACCUCGUACAUCAAUAGCCUCUGAUGAUCUAUUGGAUGAUAAAAGAAAGAAAAAGAAAAAACUGCCUGGAUUAGCAUCGGAUAUCGUAUUGGAUUCAGCAAGAUUCACACAGAAUUCACUCUUGGAUGAUAAGUUUUGGAAGACUCCUAUCAAGUCGUAUAUAGCUUAUAACAAAAAUGAUGAAAAAGAGUACGACAGACAGCUAAGACAGCAUUAUGUUUUGAAACAUAUACUACAGGGUAAUAUUCAUGUUCCUGUGUCAAGAGAUAAAUCCAUCAUCAUCCUAGACAGUGCCUGCGGUGCCGGUUUCUGGACACUCGAUAUGGCUUUGGAAUAUCCUAAUGCGACAAUUAUCGGAUUGGACACAUUUCCUGAUAGGAGUGAAACUAUCAGCCCGCUUAUUGGUGCACCGAACGUUGUCUACAAAUACGGAGACUUGACCACUCGAUUACAACUUCCUGAUAAUUCAAUAGACGUCAUCUUCCAAAGAGACACAAGCACUGUUUUACCUCAUGACUGCUGGCCAUCAUUGAUGAGCGAACUCAAGAGGAUUGCGAAACCUGGGGCUUAUAUAGAAUUUAUGGAAUACAAUUUCGAUGUAAGGAAUCCUGGUCCGGUGCUGGCACUUGUCAACGAAUGGUACAAGAUCGCGUCUAGUUCGGUUGGUGUUCAUCCAUCUGAAGUAAAGCGGCUCAAGGACUUUAUGAUCAAAGCAGGCUUUGUUGAUGUACAAGAAAAAAUCAUAAAGAUACCUAUUGGUGAAUGGCCAGAAGAUGAAGCUCAAAGAGAGAAUGGCUUCUUAUACAAGCAAGUGAUCAAAGCCUUGUUUAAAUCAAUGAAGGCCUGGUGGGUUUCAGAACUGAACGUGUUAGAAAAGGAGUAUGAUAAAAUCACAUAUGCCGCUCUCAAUGAAUUUGAUGAGCAAAAAUGCUCAAUAGAAUGGGUGAUUUAUACCGCCAGAAAACCCAUUUGAUCCAUCUUUUUUUUUAUAUUCGCCGGUUCGAAGUUAUUCAUACAUUAUGCAUACACAUUAGAUGCGACUUUUUUUAUAUUUAAUUUUAUCUAAUA